AUGAGCUCGCACACAUCCUACAAGGCUAGGAGAACACCACAGGCUUGUGUCGCAUGUCGUCGCCGCAAGACAAAAUGCGACGGCGUGCGGCCUCGCUGUCGCCAUUGCGCAUCGCGUCAUCGGCAGUGUGUAUGGCCAGACGACUCUGCUGACGGCUCGCCACAUAUCGCGACGCCACUCUCACCAGUCGCGUCAACCGUCGUCACUACCAUUGCCAGUCCAUCUGCGGUGCCUUCUGCCCUGCCCGAGUGGCCUGCGGUCAAGAGGUGUCUUGACUUGUUCAUCCAGUAUCACUGGGCCACUGAUUUCUGCUCAUUCCUCCACCGGCCCGAUUUUGAGGCUCAUUACUCGGAGACGCCAUUCUUGGCCGUGUCUAUAGUGGCCUUGUGCUCGCGGUAUCUGACGGCAGACGAGGCCCAUAACCUCUUUGGGUGUGAGAAUGGUCACCAAGUCUGGGCACAGUAUACUCAACUUGCCAGGAGUUUGGCCAAGGAGACUUCGGAUGACCCGAAAGUCUCUAAUAUACAGGCUAAUCUCGUACUCGGUCACUCUGAGCUGCUGGCUGACGCGGGAUCGAGCCACUGGCUGCACAUAGGCACGGCGAUACGUAUGGCACAAAUCAUGAGGCUAAAUCGGGAAUUCCAUCAGAGACAUUCUCUCAAAGAACAAGAGAUUAGGAGGCGCACGUUUUGGGCCUGUCUGCUUUUCGAUCGUCUGAUUGCAUUCUUGAUGGCCAAACCACGGACUCUAUAUGAAGUGCACAUAUCCGUGGCCCUGCCCAUAUCAGAAACCUCCCUUGCCUAUGGCGAGGCAACCAACGGUUUGACGCUGGCCACGCUCGGAGUCGGCGGUUUCAUGGGGCGAGUCUCGGACACGGGCCUCAUGCCAUUCUAUAUCAAGACGCUGACCCUGUGGAGCGCCGUGGCGGAUAUCAAGAUCUGCGGUGGUCGAUUCUUUGAAAAGGCCGUACCGACACACCCCGCCAGUCGUUUCUAUCAGCGGCAUCACAAGCUGCGAGAGUGGGUGUCGGCGUUGCCGCCCAGUUUGGCCUGGAGCAAUGAUAACUAUAACUUGCACUGCUCCGUCGGCCAGGGAGGCAUCUUUGCCACGAUGCAUUUUCUACUGCACAGCGCCUUUUGCGUCGCGCACCAGCUCUAUCUCCCGCAGGCCAAUGGGCAGUCCAUGCUAACGGAUAAGCUUGAUGCGAGCGGGUGGUCACUAUUGAGAAGGGAACCUGCCUUUAUCAAUACUUGUGUCUCGAACGCGCUUGUUGUUGGCGAGAUAGCAUCGACUCUAUGGGAAGCGGGACCGACAGGCGUGGCUCAGCUGCAGUCUGUAUGGAUCGCUAAUGCCAUGUUGUCUGCCGCUCCAACCUUUUUAUGGUUACAAUUCGCAAGCGACCUGGAAGGUAUCCAGCCCGAAACGCGCAAUCAGGCGCAGGUAUACUUGUCCCUGUUCACCGCCGUCAUCUCGACGUGGAACUCGUGGGCCGUCGCAAAGCCCUGGAGAAACACCAUCAGAGUGUGGACGGCUGUGUAUCGUCUGGUCUACCUCGGAGAACCCAUCACCAUCAAUCUAGACGGCAGUGAUGAAGAGGCGGCUAAUACAGAGCCGGGACAGGAGUCUUUCACGGACGACUUUCUCAAGUCCCAGUACCGACCAGAGCCUGGCAACGGUCUUUGCCCACUGCCGGGCGACGGCUCGCAUUCUCUGAGAGAAGCCUCAUAUCUGAACAAUACCUUGAGACUCAAUGUCAUUGAUGAGGCGGCCAAACGCGCAUUACUGCACGGUAUGUGGCUCCAGUUGGCAAAUGGUUGGCCGAAUGAAUUUGGUGGUAUGGAUGACUUUGCUUUUGAUUUUCCCAUAGCACAGUAA
This is a messenger RNA of Pestalotiopsis fici W106-1, 1875 nucleotides long. RefSeq lists its product as uncharacterized. Lineage: Eukaryota; Fungi; Ascomycota; Sordariomycetes; Amphisphaeriales; Sporocadaceae. The record is from RefSeq and is a predicted model, not a curated record. The coding region runs from base 1 to 1875 and encodes 624 amino acids. Gene Ontology annotation, cellular component: nucleus. Gene Ontology annotation, molecular function: DNA binding; DNA-binding transcription factor activity, RNA polymerase II-specific; zinc ion binding. The transcript has 3 exons. Gene Ontology annotation, biological process: regulation of DNA-templated transcription; DNA-templated transcription.